CCGCCCCCGCCUUCAAAACCGGACACUCGGACGCCCCCGAGGAGGAGAAGCAGCCGCCGAAGGAACAGGAGCCAUGCCGGCGCCUUACACCAGGAUCUUGGGUCUUGGAGCAUCUUCACUCAGAUGCUGGUCUGCGGUCCCAAUCCGUCGGGCCCAUGCUCCGCGGGUGCUCCAUGGAGACCUUAGCAAACUUUCGGGACGAGUCCAAGAGUUUGUGGAGCAUGGGGCGAGACUUUGCCAGCCGGACAGCAUCCACAUCUGCGAUGGGACGGAGAAGGAGAACAUCAAGAUCUUGAACCUGCUGGAGUCGGAAGGGGUCAUCAAGCCACUGACUAAAUACGAGAACUGCUGGCUAGCCAAAACAGACCCUAAAGAUGUCGCCCGGGUGGAAAGCCGAACGGUCAUUGUAACAGAGAACCAAAGGGACACGGUGCCCAUCCCUGCCCAAGGGGUCAAAGGGCAACUGGGCAACUGGAUGAACCCCAAAAUGUUUCAGGAGGCUGUGGAUGAUCGCUUCCCAGGUUGCAUGAAAGGGCGCACCAUGUAUGUGAUCCCAUACAGCAUGGGUCCGAUCGGCUCCCCUCUCUCCAAGAUUGGCAUCCAGUUGACAGACUCUGCCUAUGUGGUUGCCAGCAUGCGCAUCAUGACCCGAAUGGGAGCUGCCGCUCUCCGCACUUUGGGAGAUGGGGAAUUCGUCAAGUGCCUCCAUUCUGUUGGGCGACCCUUGCCCCUAACUGAAGAGUUGGUGAACAACUGGCCCUGUAACCCAGAGAAGACUUUAAUUGCACAUGUCCCUGAACGGCGAGAGAUUGUCUCCUUUGGCAGCGGCUAUGGGGGCAACUCCCUCCUUGGCAAAAAAUGCUUUGCACUGCGCAUCGCCUCUUGCAUUGCCAAAGACGAAGGUUGGCUGGCCGAACACAUGCUGAUCCUGGGGCUCACGAAUCCAGAGGGGAAGAAGAAAUAUGUGGCUGCAGCCUUCCCUAGCGCCUGCGGAAAAACCAACCUGGCCAUGAUGAACCCCACCCUGCCUGGCUGGAGGGUUGAGUGUGUGGGAGAUGACAUUGCUUGGAUGAAGUUUGACAUCGAUGGUGUUCUCCGAGCUAUCAACCCUGAGAAUGGUUUCUUCGGGGUGGCACCAGGAACCUCCACCAAAACAAACCCCAACGCCAUGCACACCAUCCAGCGCAACACAAUGUUCACCAAUGUUGCCGAGACCAGCGAAGGGGGCGUCUACUGGGAAGGCAUCGACCAGAUGAUCCCAGCAGGAGUGACCAUCAGCACAUGGCAAGGCAAGCCAUGGAAGCCAGGUGAUCCAACGGCUGCAGCUCACCCCAAUUCUCGCUUCUGCGCCCCUGCCCGCCAGUGCCCAAUCAUGGAUCCAGACUGGGAAUCCCCCAAGGGUGUCCCUAUUGAUGCCAUCAUCUUUGGGGGCAGGAGACCCCAAGGUGUCCCCUUGGUGUAUGAGGCCUUCAAUUGGCGCCAUGGAGUCUUUGUGGGCACUGCCAUGAGAUCAGAGUCCACCGCAGCCGCUGAACACAAAGGCAAAGUCAUCAUGCACGACCCCUUUGCCAUGCGCCCUUUCUUUGGCUACAACUUUGGCCGCUACCUCGAGCACUGGUUGAGCAUGGAGGAGCGGAAGGGGGCCCGCCUUCCCAAGAUUUUCCAUGUCAACUGGUUCCGCAAGGAUGCUUCUGGGAACUUCUUGUGGCCCGGCUUUGGGGAGAACUCCCGGGUCCUCGACUGGAUCUUCCGACGCGUCGACGGAGAAGAGAGCGCCAAGGAAACGCCAAUUGGGUACAUCCCGAAGGAAGGUGCCUUAGACAUGUCGGGCCUAAGCAAGGUGGAUUUUCAGGAGUUGUUCUCCCUGCCCAAAGAGUUCUGGGAACAAGAAGUGCGGGAAAUCCGACAGUAUCUAACAGAACAAGUCCCCGACGACUUGCCCAAGGAAGUCAUGAAGGAACUGGAGGCCCUGGAGAGCCGGGUGAAGAAGAUGUGAAGGGACCAAACAAUAAAAGAAAAAGAACCAAAGACCACAUUCCCCUGUAUCUCCUGCAGGGAGAAGCAGGAGGAACUGGGAGCUUGUUUACAGACUUAACAUUCCCUAAUUCUGACCAACUAAGCCAUUCUGGCCAUCAAGAGUCAACCAUCUUGUCUCCAUAGUCAUGAGGCAAUCAUCUUGCCCCUAGGCAACCUGAAUUGCCUCGAUUUUCUUUGUGCCUCUGUUUUCUUAGUGCAUCAGUUUUAUGUCUUUUUUCUCUUAUUGCUAUCAUUCCUUGAUUUUAGGGAAACAAGGCAAAAACCAUCUCCUUUCUUGUUUUCAUCAGCUUGGUGUUGUUUCCACUUGGAGUCUGCUUUUCUCAUCUGUGCAUCACCCUUGUAUCUUAGUAGCUUUCGUCUUUUCCUAGACUGCCUUUUCUUCCUUUUGCUUAUGAGGAAGGUAUGGUGGAAAGUUUUUGUUGGAAGGGAUAACUCAGCACAGCCCAGUGAGGACCUUCCAAUCCCAGUACCAGUCAAAGUUAGUUUCAACAGCAAUGGAAGCUUUCCAUCAAUUGGUCUUCAAACAAGGCGUGAUUUCAUUGACAAAACUUUUCUGUUUGAUACCUCUAAUUUAACUGAAUGGUUAAAUGCGAAUCUUUUAAGUUCUAGACCUGUUGCUAAUUGUGGCAAUAACUGUAAUAUGGGAUGGGUCCUACUGUUUUUAGAUAUCCUCUUUUCCCAGUUCUUCUGAACCAUAAAAAUGUAUAAUGUUGCCUUAUAUUGAAUCAGACCACUGGUCUGUCUUAACCUGAAUGUCAUUGGGCCAUUGUGCCAUACCAGUGAUAAUUUAUGGAGUGCUUUAUAGUGCCUAUCAAAGAUGGGGUAUACUUCCACUACCCUGAUGAAUGCUAUGGUUUAUAAAUUCUGUUAAUGUGGAACAUGCUGACAGUUGUGAUGGAAAGCAACACAGGUCUUCAGAAGUUCACAAGAACCUCAUAAAAAAGCACAUUAUGUUGGAUUCGAUCAUUAAAUAAUGUCAUCUUAUCCAACCAGAAUCAUGAAUGACAGCUUGAAUUCUUCCUAGUGGUUUUCUUACUUUGAAUGUCUUCACACACUGUCUAAUAUGAUGGCGACUCAGCAUAAGUUGAUCAUUAAGAUGACUGAACACUAUUUUCUAAUAUCUAUACUGUUGUCCAUCUUGCCAAGCAGAUGCGAGAACAUAAUAUUCCCUUUGAAGACCACAUUUUAAGGUAGUUUGAGAUAAAUGAAUAACUCUGUCAAACUUUUCAUUUUAUGUUGACAAAAUUAUAGUUCCCUCUUACUCUAAAUUCAUUUAUCUCAAUUCAGCAAUGAUGCUCUUUACUUACCUAAUAGCAUCUACAACUCUAAUCUGCCCUAUUUCACUUAACUUUUCUAUUGCAAUACUAAAAAUCUAUUUUCUUUCUCACAGCUUUUAGAGUGUGGCCUUGAGAUUUUAUAAGUUCCCCCGGACUGUUUUGUGGCCUUCACCCCUUACAAAUUUGCCAUGCCGUCCUUUUUUGGUUGUAGAAAUGGGUACUUCCCCUAGAUGUAUAACAUGGUCUCCGUAUCCUCAAGGGAUCCGCUCUCAGACUUCAUGUGGACAUGUGAAACCAUGGAUAAUUACAAAACUUAUUGAAAGAAGUACUUCCAACCCAAUAAUACCAUAGAGUUGCACUAGAGGACCUAGAAAAUGCCUAGAGAAGCCAUAUUUUGUUGUAAAUGAAUAAAUGGAACAGCGCGCACCGAUCCAGCAGAUACUAUUGUACUGUAUAUCCCUUGGAAGCAUCCAGAUGAGGCAAUUAAUUAUCAAUUUCUCAAAACCAGAAGCAGACUUCUGACCACUUCCUGAUUUAUUGUAUUGCUUUGGGGCAUUUAGCAGUUCAUAGAGGCCCUAGAAUAGAUAAUUGCCACCUGGACUUACCAUGGUUGCUCAUCCCUAAUACAGACUAUCUAUGAAUGUUUCAUGACAUCACAGCAGAACAGCCAAUAGUUAGAAAGGAUUGCAAAUACUAGCCAAUUUUAGCAUCUUAUGUGUCUUAAGUAGCCGAUAGGAAGUGUGAAUUAUACAGCAUCCAGGUAAUGAGUCUGUUACGGUUUGUCAGCAUAUAUUGGCCAUUCACUAGUUUUCAGGUAUGAUGUCCUUUUUAAUGGUGCUCACUACUAGAAAUUUAGUACUUACCCAUUUUUAUGUGGACCUCAACCAAUAGGGUUGUCUGCUGUUUUACGCCCAUGCUUGAAUUGAGUUUGCCUGUAUUCCAAGUAAUUAUGAAGUGCAAACAAUUAAUGGGCUUGGAGUUUCUUCCUCACCAUCUUUGCCAGAAAUUCAGGAUAGCGGACAAUAUCCCAAUGUAUUCAGUGUACUUUUAUGGUUUCAACCAGCUGCUGGGGAAAAACAAAACAAAACAUGAAUUAGAUAUUUGACUGCAAUUUAAUUUGUGUGGUUUUUGUAAAAUAAAUAAAUAAAAUUAAACGCAUACUAUUUUAUUAAGAA
Molecule: messenger RNA, 4489 nt
Organism: Anolis sagrei ordinatus
Lineage: Eukaryota; Metazoa; Chordata; Lepidosauria; Squamata; Anolidae
Gene: PCK2
Product: phosphoenolpyruvate carboxykinase 2, mitochondrial
Biological process (GO): cellular response to dexamethasone stimulus; cellular response to insulin stimulus; cellular response to glucose stimulus
Cellular component (GO): cytosol
Molecular function (GO): GTP binding; manganese ion binding; phosphoenolpyruvate carboxykinase (GTP) activity
Source: RefSeq, a predicted model, not a curated record